This is a messenger RNA of Physcomitrium patens, 6107 nucleotides long. RefSeq lists its product as uncharacterized. The record is from RefSeq and is a predicted model, not a curated record. Lineage: Eukaryota; Viridiplantae; Streptophyta; Bryopsida; Funariales; Funariaceae.
GGGGGUGGGGGUUGGGUUGGGUCGGUUGCACGCCCUGUUCCAUACUGGCAAGUUUUGAAAGUCCGUUUAACAGUCCAAGGAUAUUGUGUUUGAUGCAGUUGGGAUGUCUUGGAAUAAUCUCCCCGCGCAAUUUCUGUCGAGAACUAGAAAAGCGUAUUGUGUUGCAUGUUGGGUUUGUUAACGGUAUGGGCAGGCUGCAUGCAGUGUUUCUAUCAUCGUAGGGUGGAACGUCGAGUGUAAGGUGAGAAGGGCGUGAGACGUUUGGCGCGUGACUGAUUCGUCAGAGGGAGAGAGAUGGAGAAAUAAAGAGAGAGAGAGAGAGAGAGAGAGCCGUCCACAGAGGUUUGCCGGCGACUUCAGCUUCUCACUGUCUUGCAACGGUCUUGGAAGUGGUUCCGUAGACUACCCGCACGGUGUCUCAGGAAAUCUUUAUCGGGAUCAGUAGUACGGCUGGUCUUCGAUAUGCAAUAUGUGUAACUUAGACUUGGUCGAAGUUUUGGUGUGGCAAGUUCAACCGCUUUUUCGAAUAACAGACAGCGACUCCUGCUGGUGGUCGGCAACCAUAGUAUUGUUGAAAAUGGCAGGGGAUAGACAGUGAACAUCAAUCUUCAGUUUGCAAUGCUCUUGCGCCUACCCCAACUCUGUAUGGCAGAGGAUUAGCCUCCGUUCUGGCUAAAGCAAGUAAUAUCGUAGAGAGAGGAAUUGAGAACUUCUGUGACAGAGGGUCAGAUUCUGGGAUUGUGCCUGAGCAGUUGAGGAUGUUGGCCUCGGUACAGAAACGAUGUGUUCUAAGUGUCUUAUUCUUAUGCAACCCUGACAGAUUACAAGUCAGCGUUUCAAUAUUGUCAGGCCGCAAUUGAGCAUCGCUGGUACAACAUUUUUUGUGGAUUACACAUGGAAGGCACGCGGGAAUUUCAAUAGUUUGCUGCCUUGUUGACAUCGGAGAUCUGAAUUUGUCGAAUACCUGUUCCGGAGCUGAUCUCUAGAUUUAGUGAGAGAUACCUACAGCUCUUUGGAUUUGUGCCCGGCAUUUCCAGUGAAAAAAAAUGUUCAUUGGGUAUUAGAGCUUCAUUGACAAUCGAUGUCGGCUUUCGGUGAAUUAUUUGAGGUUUCGAAAAUGUUAGGACAAUCAGAACGUAUGGGGUCUGUGAGGAUCAGUUACUGAUUGGGCACACUUGGAGACUAUGAGGAGAACGGGGCAUAAUGAAGGUCCUUACUUCGCUAGGAUUGUGGUCAAAGUUCUUCCUCUGCCUGGAGAUUCUCGCGUCACUUGCAAUUUGCAGCACUUCAGAGCCUGGCCUGAUUCAGCAGUCAGCACCGCGGAGCGCCUACUCUGACAUUAGUGUGAGUGAAAAUUCCUGGCAGCCAAAUGUGAGGCCUCCUUGGAAACCAAAUGUAAAGCCCCCUCGUUGCGACCCAUCGCAGCCGAGAUACGACUCGAAGUGUUAUGCGAAGCUAGUCAAUCAGUCACUCCGUUGCGAGUCCGACCUCGGAGGAGUGGGUUCGCUGGAGACUUUGUGCAGGUUGCGAUUUUCUAUUACUCUUGGGGCCAGUUCCUUCAUUGUCGGAGCGGGAACCCUUGAAAUUGAUCACCAUGUCACCCUUGCAUGCGCAUCGCCAGGAUGCGAGAUCGUUGUCUUACUAUCUGGUAAUCUUAUUUUGGGUCCAGAUUCUUCAAUUAGUGGAGGUAGCCUGACAAUACAAGCGGCGAAUCUUACAUUACUCGACAAGUCCUCAAUCAACAGCACGGCUUUAGGUGGAGCCCCGCCGAUUGGCACAAGCGGCACCCCAUCAAACUUCGAAGGCGCUGGCGGUGGCCAUGGCGGCCGCGGCGCCUCUUGUGAGCAGACCGAUGACCAACUCGGUACUGGGGGUGGUGAUAUAUACUCGUGGGAAACACUCUCCGCUCCAUGGAGUCAUGGCAGCCGAGGCGGCACUACUGAGGAAACGUCCCGGGACCUCGGCGGCGCAGGAGGAGGUCGCAUUGCAAUCACCACUGGUGAACUGUCCAUUAAUGGUGCCAUUGUGGCCAACGGCGGGUCUGUUGGAUUAAGUGGCGGCGGCGGCUCUGGCGGCAGCAUCAUCAUCAGAGCCCAAAACAUUGAAGGAAAAGACGGGGCUAUAUCUGCUUCCGGAGGUAUAGGGCGGGGCGGUGGUGGAGGCGGCCGCUUAGCCAUCGAUUACACUCAAUUGCAGGGUGUUGAUAUCUUCUAUCAUGGUGGUGAUAGUUUAGGCUGCACACAGAAUUCUGGAGCCGCAGGCACUUGGUUCGAUGUGACGACACAGACUUUGACAAUUUCGAACAACAACAAGGACAGUCAGACUGAUACGGUGCUCUUAACCUUCCCCGUCCGGCCUCUUUGGGGAGGCGUCCUUGUGAAAGAAUCAGCGAGAGUUGGACUUCCUAUGCAGUGGAGUCGAAUGCAGGUGUCUGGCGCAGUGAAACUGUUGUCCGAGAGUGUGGUCAGUUUUGGCGCCCAAUUUUCCAGUUCAGAGUUGGAGCUGAUAUCAGAUGACUUUGUCAUGGAGAACUCAACCCUGUUGGUUUAUGGAGCGCUGCGGCUGACGGCGAAUACGCUCUCAUUGAGAAAAUCUAUGAUUGAUAUUGUUGCCAGCUCAGAUGAGAUGCUCGUUGCGGCCUCAGCUGUGGAGGCAAGCAAUCUAGCGUACAUACGAGGAGGGUCAACGAUCAGAUCAAACGCAAAUCUUGGGGUCCAUGGGCAGGGUCUGUUGCAGUUGCAGGGUCCUGGGGAUUCUAUCAUGGCACAGCGUCUGUUCGUCUCCUUAUUCUUCAAUGUCAUCAUCGGACCAGGUGCUACGUUGCGGGCGCCACUAGAUACAAAUUCUCCCAUUCAAGAUCAGAUUACGAAUAUGUACUGUAAGAAGUCAUUUUGUCCCACGGAGGUUCUAAGUCCGUCCGAGGAUUGUACCCUGAAUGUGUCAUCACCAUUCACCCUUCAGAUUUGUCGAGUUGAAGAUGUAGAUAUCUUUGGCGUGAUAUCAGGAACCGUAGUGCAUAUACAGCGGGCUCGGAAUGUCACCGUCAACCGUGAGGGGGUACUCUCUGCAUCUGGCUUAGGGUGCGUAGAAGGUCUCGGAGUAGGGAACGCAACGGACAAGGGCGCAGGAGGUGGAGGAGGACAUGGGGGCAAAGGCGGUGCAGGAGUUCGGGAUGGAAUAACAUCAAAUGGAGGUGAUAGCUAUGGCAGUGAUGAGUUGCCCUGUGAACUUGGUAGUGGUGGUGGUAAUCCUGGCACCGGCAACUCCACUGCAGGUGGUGGACUUAUUGUCGUGGGAUCAAUGGAGCACCCAGUUACUGUGCUCGACGUCUAUGGUGUAGUGGCUGCCGACGGAGCCAGCUCCACAAGUAACGACCCAGUGAGAGUUGAAGUUGCAGGAUCGGGAGGUGGCUCCGGAGGAAGUCUCUUACUGUUUCUGCAGACCAUUACUUUAGGGAACGGGUCUCGUCUUUCCACUGUUGGUGGAAAAGGUAGUGCAGUUGGUGGUGGCGGUGGGGCUGGAGGACGAGUGCACUUGCACUGGGCUCACAUUCCCAUUGGAGAGGACUAUGUGCCCAUCGCCACCAUAGCGGAAGGUCGUGUCGACACGAGUGGAGGAGCAGGUAGCAACGAUGGGCUCAAGGGCGAUCACGGCAAGGUCAGCGGGAAGCAAUGUCCACGCGGUCUCUAUGGCCUUUAUUGCGUGGAAUGUCCUGUUGGAACAUAUAAGAAUGUGACGGGCUCAUCACGUGAGCUCUGCAGAGAGUGCCCUCCAUUGCCUCAUCGUGCCAAACAUGUAUAUGUUCGUGGUGGUGUCUCGGAGUCAACUUGCCCAUAUCAAUGUAUCUCGGAGAAAUAUCGGAUGCCUCACUGCCACACUAUGUUGGAGGAGCUAAUCUACACGCUUGGAGGCCCGUACCUAUUUGCUCUGUUCUUAACUUCGGUGAUGAUAAUUCUGGCUCUCAUGUUGAGUGUGGCGCGCAUGAAAUUAGUUGGCAAUGACGACUACUCUCGCACGACUGCAACGCCGCGAGGACUUCACGUCGAGCAAUCUUUUCCAUUCCUGGAGUCUUUGAACGAAGUGCUUGAAACCACUCGCGUUGAGGAGUCCCAAUGUCAUAUCCACAGAAUAUACUUCAUGGGGUCCAAUUCGUUCAAUGAGCCGUGGCAUUUGCCGCACUCUCCUCCGGACCAGAUUGUCGACUUUGUAUAUGAGGAUGCUUUCAAUAGGUUCGUAGAGGAAGUGAACGGCUUGGCGGCGUACCAAUGGUGGGAGGGCUCAGUGCACAGCAUUUUAACGCUCGUAGCGUACCCCUUCGCGUGGUCGUGGCAGCAAUGGCGUCGAUGGGAAAAGCUACAGCGAUUGCAGGAAUUUGUGCACUCUGAAUACGACCAUGCAUGUUUACGCUCGUGCCGGUCUCGAGCCCUUUAUGAGGGAUUGAAGGUGUCGGCUGGGCCAGACCUGGUAUUGGCAUAUAUAGAUGUCUUUCUUGGAGGCGAUGAGAAGAGACUACCGACUUCACUACACGAGCGGAUGCCAAUGUCGAUCAUCUUCGGCGGCAACGGGAGUUAUCUAUCUGCUUACAAUUUUCACAGUGACAAUCUUCUCACUAAUCUUAUGUCACAGGCAGUGCCAGCAACAAUGUGGUAUAGGUUGGUAGCCGGAUUGAACGCGCAGCUGCGGACUGUCAGGAAGGGAUCUCUACGCAGUACCCUCUUACCUGUCAUCAGCUGGCUCGAGUCUCAUGCCAAUCCCUGGCUUUACGAACACGGGUUACGUAUCGAUUUAGCCUGGUGUCAAGCUACAGUGUCAGGCUACUACCAACUAGGGUUACUUCUUAAUGAAGCUGAUGAUAUACCGCAAUGCUUCCAGUCUGCCACACUGCUCAACAUGCCUCCACGGUCUCCAGCCAGUUUGAGUACAGGGAGCUUUGGUUCUGUUGAGGAGGGCACACUAAGACGACCCCAAAGCUGGCAUCUGAGCCCUAGCUACUCCUCACUAGGGUCCCGGCGACGAAUUGGCGGUGCGACACUGGAUGCAGUGUCCGUGAAAACACUGGAAGACGGACAUUUCCCAGCGUUUCCGCUGUCGUUCCUCCUCAGGAACACUCGACCAGUUGGUCAGCAGGCUUCUGUGGGCUUAGCCAUUUCCUUGCUGAUUCUGGUCGAUCUGAGCUUAACUCUUCUUAUGUUACUGCAAUUUCACUCUGUCGGCAUCGAAGCAGUACUCCUGAUUGUGUUGUUCCUCCCGUUAUCUUCAGUCUUACCUUGUGCAGCUGGGCUGAACGCCUUGUUCAGUCAUGGUUCCAAGAGGUCAGCGGGUCUGGCGCGUGUAUAUGCUCUUUGGAACGUAUCGUCCAUUGUAAAUGUGCUGGUGGCAUUGACAAUUGGGUUUCUUCAUUACGACAUGGGAGUAGCUCUUCAUGCAAAUCAUAUACAUCCUAGGUUCAUCAAAUCUGAGGAAGACACCUGGUGGGUGCUCCCUGCUCUUCUUCUGUUGGUUAAGUGUGUGCAAGCGAGGACAAUCGAUUUACACGUAGCCAACCUUGAGAUCCAAGACCGUUCACUGUAUGCAAGCGAUCCCUUCAAAUUCUGGGAGCCUUGAUCGACGACACCAGACUAAAGAACAUGAAAAUUUGGCAAUGCGAAGCAGCGGCUAAAGAUGAGAAUUGCACUCAAGUUUGCUUUCUGAUGGCAGCCCUGUUUUCCAAAUUGAUCGGAAAGCAACUAUCUCGCACUCUGGUCAUUCAAAGAGGUCAUUUACAGUCGUUAAACUGAAUAGUUUUUUGUAGCUCGAGUGGUGCAACUCAAGUUGCUGUUUCAACAGGUACACACAGGAGAGAAUUUAGGUUUUUGAGAUAGGAAUGUAAUGUACAAGAGGUUCAUUGAUAUUUACUUACAGGUAGUUAUUGAUUUUGCCCAUGUUUUUCCAUUUGAGGAGAGACCAGUGGGGCUAAAGAAUUGUUUAGUUCCUCCAUGUUAGUGACAGAACUGGACAUCCUGAGACAUUGUUGUCGAAUUACACUCCCUAAUUCCGGGACGAAGUUCCAAACAGCAGCAACUACUUAUGUGAAUUUCAAAUAGAUUUUCGUCCAGAUUUCCUAUUUA